This is a messenger RNA of Prionailurus viverrinus (fishing cat), 6423 nucleotides long. RefSeq names its product ABI family member 3 binding protein (gene ABI3BP). The transcript has 66 exons. NCBI's taxonomy places the organism in Eukaryota, Metazoa, Chordata, Mammalia, Carnivora, Felidae. Gene Ontology annotation, molecular function: protein binding. Gene Ontology annotation, biological process: extracellular matrix organization; positive regulation of cell-substrate adhesion. The coding region runs from base 81 to 5360 and encodes 1759 amino acids. The record is from RefSeq and is a predicted model, not a curated record.
GAGACAGUCCGCUUAAAUGCAGCUUCAGGGCUGCAGGACACCCACCAGCAUUACUCCCCGUGCGAGGUGGCAAAUGCAACAUGCUCUCCAGCUUGGGGUGUCUACUUCUCUGUGGAAGUAUUGCACUAGCCCUGGGAAAUGCACAGAAAUUGCCAAAAGGUAAAAGGCCAAACCUGAAAGUCCACAUCAAUACCACGAGUGACUCCAUCCUCUUGAAGUUCCUACGUCCAAAUCCAAAUGUAAAACUGGAAGGUUUUCUCCUGGGUUAUGGCAGCAACUUGUCACCAAACCAGUACUUCCCUCUUCCAGCAGAAGGGAAACACACGGAGGCCGUGGUCGAUGCAGAACCGAAGUAUCUGAUUGUUGUGCGGCCUGCCCCUCCUCCAAGUCAAAAGAAGUCAUGCUCAGGUAAAGCACGCUCUCGCAAACCUCUCCAGCUGGUGGUCGGCACUCUGUCACCAAGCUCUGUAUUCCUGUCCUGGGGGUUCCUCAUUAACCCACACCAUGACUGGACAUUGCCGAGUCACUGUCCCAAUGACAGAUAUUAUACAAUUCGCUAUAGAGAAAAGGAUAAGGAGAAGAAAUGGGUUUUUCAACUCUGUCCAGCCACUGAAACAAUUGUGGAAAAUCUAAAACCCAACACAGUUUAUGAAUUUGGAGUGAAAGACAAUGUAGAAGGUGGAAUUUGGAGUAAGAUUUUCAAUCACAAGACUAUUGUUGGAAGUAAAAGCAAAGUCAAUGGGAAAAUCCAAAGUACCUAUGACCAAGCCCACACAGUGCCAGCAUAUGUCCCAAGGAAGCUAAUCCCAAUAACAGUCAUCAAACAAGUGAUUCAGAAUGUUACUCACAGGGCUUCAACUAAAUCCCCUGAUAAGACUCCCUUUGGAGGAACAAUAUUAGUCCACCUUAUUAUUCCAGGUCUCAAUGAAACCACUGUAAAGCUUCCUACAUCCAUAAUGCUUGAGAUUUCAGAUGCAAUCAAGACACAGUUAGCUAAGAAUGAAACGUUGGCAUUACCUGCUGAAUCUAAAACACCAGAAGUAGAAAAAAUCCCAGCACGGCCCGUAACAGUGACUCCUGAGUCAGUGCCAAGAACCACGAAACCUACUGUGUCUAGUGCAUUAGACUUUUCAGAAAAAACACUGGUUCUCAGCGAAAGGACCCCGGAAACACUGCAAACUAUUCUAAUACCUAGGUUUGAAUUGUCACUGAGCACUCUAGCUCCGAAAAGGCUUCCAGAAUUUCCUCAGGCAAAAACACCCUUCCCUUUUGAGAAACCUGGGGGCACCUUGGCUUCCAUUGAAAAGCCAUGGAUUGUGCCUACAAGUAAAAUAUAUGAAGAUUCCAAACCUCUCCCACCUCAAACUGCAACUUAUGUUUUCUCAAGCCCUACAACAUCAGAUGAGCCUGACAUAUCAGAACCCCAUACAGAAACAAGUGAUCCAUUUCUGGAUUCUGUCCCACCUAAAACUUCUAGAACUCUUGAACAGCCAAGGGCAACACUGGCUCCAAGUGAAACACCAUUUGUUCCUCAAAAACUGGAAAUCUUUACUAGUCCUGAAAUGCCACCUACAACACCUGCUACCCAGCAAACUACGUCUAUCCCUUCUACACCUAAACGACGCAUCAGGCCCAAAAAACCAAGAACCAAACCUGAAAGAACCACAAGUCCUGGAAUAAUUACAUCUAAAAUUCCUAAAAGCCCUGAACCUACAUGGACAACACUGGCUCCCAGUAAAACACAAUUUAUCUCUUUGAAACCUAAAAUUCCUCUCAUCCCAGAAGCGAUAGACACCAAACCUGCCCCAGAACCUCAGACUCUACCACCAUCACAGUCAACAAUAGGACCUGAAACUCCGGAAACCAAACCUUCAACAACAUUAGCUUCACCAAAGACCAAACGACCAGGUCGUCGCCCCCGCCCUAAAACCACACCUAGUCCAGAUGUGCCCAAGUCCAAACCUGCUCUGGAACCUGCUACGGUACAACCGGAGCUCUUGGUGCCCACAGUCGCAUCAAAACCAUCCAAAAGACCUAAAACCACACAUAGACCAGAUGCACCUCAAAUCCAGCCUGAUUCAAAACCACCAAAGCAAUUACUUCCUAAACCCCAAACCACAGCACAACCAGAUAUGCCACCAACUAAACCCGUCUUUGAUCCUGAUACAUUUGAGACUGAAGCUCCCUCCACAACCAUAGUUCCUGCUACAGACCUUGAACCCGUAACUCUGAGAACUGAAGCUCCCAGGACAACAUUGGCUCCAAAAACAACACAACGGACAAGAACACGUCGUCCACGUCCAAAACAUAAAACCACACAGAGCCCAGCGGUAUCUCAGACUAAACUAGCUACAACAACAAAGAGACCUCGUCGUCCACGCCCCAAAACUAAAACCACACCCCAUCCAGAAGUACCUCAGACCAAACUGGUUCCUACCACAGUCUUUGAACCAGUUUUUCUUAGAACCGAGGCUCCAGGGACAACACUAGCUCCCAAAGUACCUCACCAAACUCACCCUCCACAUCCCAAACUUAAAACCACAAGGAGUCCUGAAGCACUUGACACUGAGCUAGUUCCUGCUAUAAUCUUUGAACCAGUCACUCCUAUGAAAGAGACUCCAGGGACCACAUUUGUUCCUGUUACAGAUCUUGAACCUGUUACUGUUAGAACUGAGACAUCUGGGACAACAUUAGCUACCAAAAUGUCACAAAGACCCCGUCGUCCACGUCCCAGACCUAAAACCACACCGAGCUCUCAAGUACCUCAGACCAAAUCGGCUUCCAAAACAACACAACAGACACGCCGUCCACGUCCCAGACCAAAAACGACACCAAGUCUUGAAGUAUCUCAGUCCAAACCAGUUCCUACUUCAGACCUUGAACCUGUUACACCCAGAACUGAGACGUGGGUAACAACACAAGCUCCUAAGACAUCGAAACGAACCCGUCGUCCACGUCCCAAACCUAAAACUACACCAACUACUGAAGUACCUCAAACAAAACUGGGUAAAUUUCCCACUACAGAUCUUGAAGCUGGCACUCUCAGAACUAAAGCUCCAGAAAUCGUGGUUCUUCCUACAGCCCUUGAACCUGUCACUCUUAGAACCAAGGAUCCAGAAACAACAUUAGCUCCUAAAACAGCACAACGAACCCAUCGUCCACGUCCCAGACCUAAAACCACAUCAAGUCCUGAAGCACCUCAGACCAAACGGGUUCCUGCUACAAGCUUUGAACCUGUUAUUCAUAGUUCUGAGGCUCCAGAAUCAACAUUAGCUCCCACUGAACUGCAAACUCUUACUUUGAAACCAGUGACAUCACCAAGCCUAGAAAUGACACAGAGUCAACCUGUUUCUGAAGUCCUGGAAUUCAUUACAUUAAGCAUUGAGUCAUCAAAGGAAGCUAUAGCACCAACUGUAACAGAUUAUCUAUAUCCCUCUGCCAAAGCACCACUCAGUCCAGAGGAGCCAGAGACUGCAGUUGUGGAAUCUAUUACAAAUGUGUCUGAACCACCUGAGACCACGCUAGAGACAUCUCCUCUGCCUUUCCAAACUAUAAUCCUACCCAGCCCUGAUGAGCCUCCGACUGAACCGGCUCCCAAGCAGAUACCACGUGCUUCUCCCAAACCAAAAACAUCUCCACGUCCGAGAAUCCCACAAACACAGCCAGCUCGUAAGGUGCCUCAGCGUGUUACUUCAAAGCCAAAAACAUCACCAAGUCCAGAAGUGUCCUAUACUCCACCUGUUCCGAGAGAUGUGGUCCUUCCCCCUAAACCAGACCCUGAAGUCUCUCAGCGUGAACCUGUUCUGCAACCUGUUACCUUUAGAAUUGAUCCACCAGAGACAACAAUAGCUCCUUUAGAGACACGAGGCAGCCCUUUUAUACCUAUGAUCUCACCAAGUACUAGUCAGGAGGAACUGCAAAGCACUCUGGCAGAAACAGAACAGUCCACCCAAGAAUUCUUUACAACUAAGAUUCCACCAACAACUGAAUUGACAAGGACAACUCAGGCCCCACACAAAUUGUACACUACUCCUGUGAGGCCCAGAACACCUGAAAAAGCACACAUCAGACCCGUUCUGAAUAAGACAACUACAAGACCUAGUAGACUCAAACCCAGUGGGACGCCCAAAGGAAAUGGAAUGGGAGCUGGGGUCAAGCAAGCACCAAAGCCAUCAGGUGCUGGCAAAGAUGUGUCAGUGGACUCUACCCAUAUCACAAAAAAACCAGCCCCAAUCCCAGGCACUCGCCGCCCACCCUUGCCACCUAGACCUGUGCCCCCACGAAGAAAACCUUUACCACCAAAUAAUGUCACCGGGAAGCCAGGAAGUGCAGGAAUCAUUUCAUCAGGCCGAGUAACUUCUCCACCUCUGACUGCCACAUUCAGGCCUACUGAAGCCCCCUCAGAGAAAACAGAGACCGAUGAAAAGCAACCAACUGUUCCUGCCUCAGGAGAAGAUCUCGGUAAUGUAACUGACUUUAGCUCAAGUCCAACAAGAGAAACUGAUCCUCUUGGGAAGCCCAGAUUCAAAGGUCCUCAUGUGCGUUACAUCCAAAAACCGGACAACAGGCCCUGUUCCAUCACUGAUUCUGUCAAACGGUUCCCCAAAGAGGAUGCCACCGAGGGGAAUGCCACAAGCCCACCGCAGAACCCACCCACCAACCUCACUGUGGUCACUGUGGAAGGGUGUCCCUCAUUUGUCAUCCUUGACUGGGAAAAGCCACUAAAUGAUACUGUCACUGAAUAUGAAGUUAUAUCCAGAGAAAAUGGGUCAUUCAGCGGGAAGAACAAGUCCAUUCAAAUUACAAAUCAAACCUUCUCCACUGUAGAAAAUCUAAAACCAGAUACAAGCUAUGAAUUCCAGGUGAAACCCAAAAACCCACUUGGAGAAGGCCCAGCCAGCAACACGGUGGCAUUCAGUACUGAAUCAGCGGACCCAAGAGUCAGCGAGCCAGUUUCUGCAGGAAGAGAUGCCAUCUGGACCGAAAGACCCUUUAAUUCAGACUCUUACUCAGAAUGUAAGGGCAAACAGUAUGUCAAACGGACAUGGUAUAAAAAGUUUGUAGGGGUGCAGCUGUGCAACUCUCUCAGAUACAAGAUUUAUCUGAGUGACUCCCUCACAGGAAAAUUUUAUAACAUAGGCGAUCAGAGAGGCCAUGGAGAAGAUCACUGCCAGUUUGUGGAUUCGUUUUUGGAUGGCCGCACAGGACAGCAACUAACUUCUGACCAGUUACCCACCAAAGAAGGUUAUUUCAGAGCAGUUCGCCAGGAACCUGUCCAAUUUGGAGAAAUAGGUGGUCACACCCAAAUCAAUUAUGUCCAGUGGUAUGAAUGUGGGACCACAAUUCCUGGAAAAUGGUAGAUGCUGCAAUCAUGUUCAAAAGUGCCUUCUGUUCUAUCACGGCAAAAAACAAUUGGAAAUGCUAUAGUAUUUGUCACAUUCAUUUAAAGCUGUUAUGUUUACUAUGUAUUAAAGUUUAAUAGCAAUAGUAGAUGUUUAUUAGAUUGCUGAGAAUAUUUAUCAGGUUUUACAAAAUCAUUUUAAGAAAACAAGAUAUUAACAAUAACAUUUUUAGGGAAGCUGGCUCCCUAUUCAUGGUAUUUUAAGAGAUCAUUUGUAUAUUAUUUAUCACACUGUUGUAAUGAUGUUUUGAGAUACUUUUAUAACAAAUUUAACAUCAAAAACUAAUAUACUUUUUAAAAAAUAUUUACUUUUAUUAAAGUGUAUUCUUCUUACUGGUGAGUUAAUUCCAUAAAUCUCAACUUGGUUUAACUUAUUAGAUCAAAUUAUCUUUAGCAUUUGUAUCAGGGGAGGGGGAGGGUCCUAAUAUUCAUGUUUAUUUAAAGUUCAAACUUUUAGCAAUAGCUAAACAGCUUUUCUGAAGCAUUUCAGUAGUUAACCCUUCAUGCUGAUAAACAUUUCCUUAAAUCUUUGCAAAUUACUGAAAAUAUUGUUUGAAGCAGGAAAUUUGACUUCAGCUGCAAACUGAAUAUCUGACGUUCAAUUUCAAAACACUCAUUUUCUUUCUACCCAUAAAUGUGUUACAAUGUCUGAAUGUACUUUGUCAAACUGUCCCGUUAAGCAAUUGCCUUCAUAUUAUUUUUAAUAUAAUUCUAAUUAAGCUGUAUGUAGAGUCAAUGUGAAGUCUUCCCUACCAUUUUACAGGAUAUGUACUCUACUUUUAUACAUUAGACCUCUAUGCACGAAUGUAUCAGAUGAUGUUUUCAUAAUUUUGUCUAACUCAACCUGUAAUGAAAAUCUGUUUUAAAAAAGUCCUUCAUUUGGAGGAUAGGAGAAUGCUGCCUCGUUGCCCUUAUUCUGAAAGGACCUUUCCUCUGCUCUCCAUCAUGCUUCAAUUUUAUCAGUGCUGUUUUGUAUUUUUUAAGCAAGUAUAAACUGCAAUAAAGAGAUGUAGUUUUUUUAA